AUGGCUGUUCUGCAAGCCCAAUACGCCGUUGUCGUGGUAGCAGCAGCUGAGCUCUUGAGGCCCAACUUGGCCAACCCCUUGGCUUUGUCGGUGUCGCAUUCCCAGUUGGGCAACACAAGGCCCUCCCGAAAUUCCCAUCGGGCAUUAACGACGGGUGGAGCAUCCGAGAAAGGAUUGACAGGCUUCAAGGCUGCGCAGGAGGGCAGAGACGGGAAUAUUGGUCCCUUCGAAACGGCGCGGGACGCAAUGGCAGCGGCAAUAAUGGCAGAGAUGGAGAAGGCGGCGUGCUGCAUGAUCCAGGUCAUCAAGGACACACCGGAUCUGAGGAACACAAAAUUGGCCUUCUCCGGGGACAUGGCCAUCCGGAAAUACCUACCGGAGUACGGGCAGCAACACGCAGGACAAAGCAUCGAUCUCAUCGUCAACUCGUCGACCUCGGCCAGCCUGCUCAGGAAGAAGCUCCUGCAACAUCCGAUGUCUCCGGUCAUCGAGUCAUCGCAGGUUCUGUACUACCAGACCUCGCCACCAACGACCUCGUCAAAGUCGCGGCCUGCAUCGCCGGCAUCGGGCUUCGAGGUUCGCAUCACGCCUGAGAUGCUGUGCCCUUUUCUCCCCAGCGCGGCGAAGCCAGCUAGUGGGAUCCAGCCUUCUCCUGACCAGCUGCCCUACAUCUCGCUGGUAGACCUGAUCGUGUUCAAGAUGGAUGCGUGCGGCCUUCGCGACUCAACCCAGAGCAAGCAGACCGAAGUGCGACAUGCGGCCGCACUGCUCGAGCUGGCAACGGAGCACAGCGCUCUGACGCUGAACGAUGACCAGGCACGCGUGGUCGAGGAAAGCUUGGCGGAUGUGCUCCGCCACGCUGUGCCCGACAAGCAGUCCAAAGCGUGGUGGCAGUCCCGGCUAAACGGCACGUGUGACCCCGACGCACGCAAGCCAGUCAAGGAGGUUCUCACCGACCUGCUCGAGAACAUGAGCCUAGACGAGGCUGCCAAGAAGUCGCCCACCACCGAGGCCGGGCCAAGGGGUGUUCUCGGCCGGACAUCCAGCUCCAGCUCGAAGACAUCGCUCACCUCUCUGACUUCGGCAUCGUCGGCCAGCUCGCCGAUGAGCCCAACCACGCCCUCCUUCCCCCCACACUCACGCACGGCCUCGAAAGACCUCAAUGCGUCUGGGCCCAUGCGGCCGAGGAAGUUCAGCACGUCCCAGAACAGCCCGGUGAAGAUGUCCCACUCCCGAAAGAAGAGCGUCGACCAAGGGAAGCCCGCGAGGCACAGCCAGAUCUUGGGCAGCCUCCCUGUCGGCAACAUUGCACACAAUUCACUCCUCGACGAUGGCCUCCGUGCUUCUCCGGGGCUGGCCCUGACUGCGAGGUUUGAGUCCACCCCUGAGGAUGGCAACCUUGUGACCGGCUCAUACUUCUGA
Diaporthe amygdali is the source of this 1422-nucleotide messenger RNA. RefSeq lists its product as uncharacterized. The record is from RefSeq and is a predicted model, not a curated record. NCBI's taxonomy places the organism in Eukaryota, Fungi, Ascomycota, Sordariomycetes, Diaporthales, Diaporthaceae. The transcript is spliced from 4 exons. The coding region runs from base 1 to 1422 and encodes 473 amino acids.